AUGGUAAAGGAGCCUUUUACUUUGAAUCCGUAUCCAGGCCUCGUGCUCUCAGAAUCGGACCAAGCGGAACUGUUGCAACUGGAAAGUGACUUGAUCCUUGAAAUUUUUCCAAAGUAUGAAGCGUAUGUGGUUCAAGACAAGCAGCACGUAAAUAGCGUCCAAUGGAGACCGAUCGGCGACGACAAAAACUUGCACGUCUAUGUUGAGCGAGAAGGUUGGAAUGAUGAACCUGAGAAUAGUGAUCCGUCCACUCCAGAAUCUAAGGACAACUGGCAAAAGCAUAUGCCAGUCCUUCUCGUAGUGGGAACGUUUCAGGGAGAGAUGAACGACCUCAUGUUCGGCACUGUAAAUCCAAGUCAAGAUAUCAUGCGCAUCAAAGCCUCGUACGUAAAAGACUACAGCGAUGGCGCCGUCUUGGCCAACAUCGCGAUGCCAACUCCUGAAUACCCCUUCCGUUCAGUAUCCGUCAAAUGGACGCAGAUCAACCUGCCUCUUAAUCAAACUGGCCUGGUCCAAAACCGAGACUUCAUCUGCCUCGAGGCAACUGGAAUACUACGUUUCAAAAGUGGAGAACGUGUUGGCUACCAGCUGCUUCACUCGAUCGACUUUCCAAACACCCAGCCACUACCUGGAACGAUUCGUGCCAGACACAAGAUCAUUGGUUUCUACCGGCAAAUAAGUCGCAACGUUAUCGACACUUUUGCAUACGACACAGUGCACCCAGGUGGCAAGAUUUUUCGAUCUGUUGCUCUAGAAGCUUCUGCAAAGGCCCUACUUUCCACCACAAACUACGUGGUUUGUGGACAAGCCAAAAAAUUGACGUGGAAACUUCAGCAUCGACAUGCAGAGACGCGGCUGGAUCGGCACCGAAGUAGCGCUCGCAGUGGGCUCGUUGGUAAUAAUUUGUGUGGAGUGUGUGCGCGAAAUCUCGCGCCAAGACGCUUUGGACUUCCGCGGAUUGGCUCUCUUGGUAGAAGUGUUUGUAAGCUCUGUAUGAAUCCUGUGUGCCACAAGUGCAAACGACCCAAGGGAAUUAGCUUUCUCACUCCGGACGGAAAGCUUUUGCGUCGCAAAAUUACGUUCUGUGUCGUGUGUGUAAGCGAAGUCACGCAUAUGGAUGCAUUGCACGCUGCACAAGACCAAGCGGGAGGAUAUCUAGCUUAUAGCGUUAUGGCGUCCCUCUCUGGGUCUGAUAUCCUUUCGGACGACCUCAACGUCUGA
Messenger RNA from Peronospora belbahrii, 1221 nucleotides. NCBI's taxonomy places the organism in Eukaryota, Oomycota, Peronosporomycetes, Peronosporales, Peronosporaceae. The record is from the annotation of a GenBank genome assembly.